Messenger RNA from Caenorhabditis auriculariae, 4485 nucleotides. The record is from the annotation of a GenBank genome assembly. NCBI's taxonomy places the organism in Eukaryota, Metazoa, Nematoda, Chromadorea, Rhabditida, Rhabditidae.
AUGGCUCGAUGCGUUGCGGUUUCUAAUCUGCACCCGACGAAAAACUACUUGCGCGAGACUACAUGUUUUAACAGUAAAAGAGGAAAAUCGCUCAGGGUCGGCUGCAACGGAAAGUCUGUGGUCACUGGUCAGAAUGUGGCGCAACUUUAAAAUAAAGACCGAAUUCGAAACAAACGUUUUGAAGUCAAAUUGCGCCGAUAUUUGGUGUGGAAUGGCUCAAUGUGUUGCGGUCGCGGAGCGUUUCUUUCUAAUCAGCACCCGACGGAAAUCGACUUUCGCGUUGGGGCAUCUCUUAGCAGCGAAAGAGGAAAGUCACUCAGGGUCGGGCGCAGCUUUAAGCUAGGGGCCAUCAUUGAAACUUUUUCAAAUCAGCACCCGACGGAAAACUACUUGCGCGCGAUGGCAUCUUUUAGCAUAUAAGGAUCGGCUGCAGCUCAAAGUUCAGGUCCAAACUUGAAAAAAUCUUGUUUUUGAGUCAAAACGCUCCAAUUUUUUAGCCUUUUCAAGUGUCCAUUUCAAGUGACUAAGAAAUUAGUCGAAAAAUUCAGAUAAGCAGUACGAUCGUGGCGAUUCGACACCGCGGUUGGCACUGGAAUAUUGUUGCCCUGCUUAUUCUGUUCAACGUUUCCUGGUACGAAAUUCUAAUCUCGAGAGUUAUCACGGCAACUUAUCAGUUCUCAUGGCAAGGCUGGUUCCUCAAUUCUUAGCAUUUCAAGAAUUCUCAAGCUCGUGGUCGCAUUUGGAAUGGAUAUUUAUGAACGUAGAAUAAGAAAAUGUCUUCCAAAAAAUCAAAAAAAAAAUCCAGAAACUUCAGAACAACCAUCAAAUCUACCGGAAGUCUUCGAAACCUACAUAAUAUCGGACGACGAAACGAGCAAUUAUUGGCCUCUGGCUUUUGCCGGGUAUUUGAGACUACGUUACAUGUUACUGAUGUGUUGGAUGUUGCCCUGUUUGGCCGUGGAGCGCACUUGCGCCACGAUAUUCAUCAAGUUGGUUUUCUCUCAUGUUUCUAUGUUUAAAAAUUCUUGCUGAAUAUGUUAAAAACUUUUUUUUGAAUCGGAAAAAUUCAAGUCCUGACAAGGAAGGUAUUUUGUUUUAAAAAUUUCCUGGAAAAUCGAAAAAAUCAUUAUACAAUUUCCUGGCCGUUUCAACUAUAAAAAAUAGAACUUUUCUUUUUUCAUAAAUGAAAAAUCAUGCGUCAAAAAAAAGUUGGAAGCAAAAUCUAAAGAAAGAUCAAAUGCGCUGAAAUAUUGAAAAAAAAAAUCAGCAAAAUUUCUGAAUUUUCAUCUCUUCCAGGGACUACGAACAACGGGAAAGACACUACAUAUCCUUCUUCACAUUUUUAAUUUGUGAAAUCGCCGCGACCAUCUGCGCUCUACUGAUGUCCUUCAUGAUUUUGAACGUCAAUACCUUAUCCAGUGCAGCAUUUUGCGGCAAUUUUUUCGUCUUUGUGGUGGGUUAUAACAUUCAGAAUUGUUGUCAAACUAUCAGGGAAAAAGGGAAUUUUUGUUGUUGUUGUUGUUGAAAUAUAUUUCUAUAAGUUAUCAGUAUCUUUGGUCUUUAUCGUCCUAAAAAUUUCUAGAAAAAAAAAGAAAAACUAUAGCCUUGUACUUUUCAGCUUUAUUUGUGAAGAACUUUUGUGACGAGUUCGUUAUUUUUUUUCUUGAGUUGGUUCAUUUUCUGAUAAAUUCGCUUGUUCACCAGGUUUCGUAAAUUAGGAAGGACCUUGAAAAAGCUAAAGUGUUGGCAAAAUCUUGUUCUUUCUAUUUGGAAGUCUUCUGAAGCAGGAAAAAAAUGUUUGAAAAACCUUAUCUUAUUAAAAAAACUUUUUUUGGAAUAUUGUCGAAAAAAAUGACUAUUUAGGGUCAUAAUCAUAAAUUUGGUUCAUUUGACCUAACUUUCAAAAAUAACUUUGGGGGUUGAGUCAAACUUUAGAAAUGACUCUUUGGGGGGGGUCCAAUUUUAAAAAAAUGAUUGUGGGGGGUCCAACUUUAAAAAAAUUACGGUGGGGGGUCAAUUCAAACUUUAGAAAUGACUCUUUGGGGGGUCCAAUUUUAAAAAAAUGAUUGUGGGGGGGUCCAACUUUAAAAAAAUUACGGUGUGGGGGGGGUCAAUUCAAACUUUAGAAAUGACUCUUUGGGGGGUGAGUCUAACUUUGAAAAAUAACUGUGCGGGGGAAAUAAAAAAAGACCAAAAUCGAAGUUUUAGUCAAUUUUUGCAAGUACUUUUCACUCAUCAUUUUAUUUUUUUUAUAAGUUUUUUUAUCUAUAUGCCUCGUCAGAAACGUCCCCAAUUCGAAAUCCAAGUUAAAAAAUCUACAGUCCUUGAUAAUUUCGUGUAUUUGUUACAGUUCAAACAAAUUUUUCAGACAUUCCUGUACCUGAACAGUCGAAAUCAAUCGCUGUUGAAGCAGGUGAGUUGCAGUCGGAUCGAUUCUAAAAACUAUACAUUAUCGCUGAAAUUUCAAGUCGAUGAAAACGUCAGGAUUUUGAAGGUUGGUGGGGAGUUUUGUACUGUAGAAAGGCGGGAAAAUUGACGACACUUUGAAAGAUGAACGCUCUGGAAGGUAUUCAGAAAUUCUAAUAGGCUUUUGAGGUGGGAAAUCGAGAAAAAAUAAUUCAAAAUUGAAGAAAAAAGGGCAAUAAAAAAUUCAAAUAAGCAAAAAAUCAAAAAAAUUGAAAAGGGGCGAAAAAACGAGAAAUUGUGCGCUCCAUGGAGAAUCGAUGCUCUUGAUUGAACUUGGGACAUCUAACCGGAAUUUUUUUCCAACUUUAUGUCUCAAAAACGAUUCUCAAGUCCUUCUCAAAGAAUUCAUAUAACAUUCCAAACUUAUUGAGGUUAAAAUCGGAAAAAAAAAAGUUCUAAAUUCGCCAAAAAACGUAAAAUUGUGCGCUCUAUGGCAUAUAUUCAAAUUGGCGAAAAAUGAAAAAAAAUUUAAAAGUGCCGAAAAAACGAGAAAUUGUGCGCUCCAUGGAGAAUCAAUGCUCUUGAUUGAAUUUGGGACAUCUAACCGGAAUUUUUCUCUAAAUUCAUGUCUCGAAAAAUUCUCGAGCCCUUCUCAAAGUUUUACUUAUUGACUUUUCAUCAUCUUCAUCAAUAUAUAAAUUUUUUGAGGGUAAGAAAAAUCAAAAAAUCAAAAAACUGCUUUUUCUGGACUUUUUUUGAUGAUAUUAUUUUUCUGACGACUUUUUGAAAUUUCACGUCUAAAAAUCAUCGCUAGAACCUUUUAAAAGCCUGGAAUUCCUCUUAAAAGAUCAAAUUUUUUUCACAUUUUAGAAAAAAAUUUGAUUUUAGUUCUCUUUAUCAUUGAUUUUUUUGUAGUUCUAGAGGGUUUUUUUGACCCGGUUUUCUUCGACUUUUUUUAAAUAUAUCUAUUUUCAGGCCCUUCGGCUGGUCGUGACUUUCGGGUCAUCUUUUGUGUUUUUCAUCGCCUUUUCGUUCGUUUUAAUCGAACUUAAUCUCGUUUCGAAAAAAACUGCGUCCGCUUUGCAUUUGUUAGUGGAUCUCUUGAUUCAUAUGUAGGUUUCUUUUUUUAUUGUUUGAUUUUUCAUUUUAUUAGUUUUCGAAACUUUUCUUUUAAGAUCAAGAGCUGAGAAUUCAGCCCAAAGCUGAGAAAAAUGAUCUCAAAAAAACAGGGAGAAAUGAAAAACGAAAAAGAACUCAACAAACAGGAAAAAAAUUGAAAAAAAUGUGCAGUUUUUUUCACCUUUUUUUCUCGUGCUGCGAUAGAAUAAAUUCGGAACACUUUUUCAGAAAAAUUUGAAUCCUUUUUUUAUAUUAUUUUGUAGUUUUUGACAAGAAAUCCUAAUAUUAAAACUGCGAGAGAAAAACGGAAUAUUAAAGGAAAAAAAUCUAUUUUGUUAUUUCAAAGCCUUCUGAAACGGGAAAGAAGUUCAAAAAAAUCUUGUAUUAUCGAAAUUAAAAAAAUCUUUUUUUCACAAGUGUUCUGUGACCGUUUUUUUCUAGAUUCAAUAAUCAUUUUUUUGGGUUCUUUUUUUCUUUUUUUCAAGAAUAGGAAGACAAAGAAGCCUUGAAAGACGUAAAGUAACUCCGAAAACGGCUUUUCGCGUCGAGACCCGUUUCUAUGCUCCUUUAAACAACUUUAGCAAGAAUUUACGAGUAGACUCUUUUUUUCGUGAGAAUCUUUUGGUAUUCCAACAGAAACAGAAACAGUACUGAAAAAUCGUGUUUCUCAAUAAAAAAAUAGUUUUGAAACAGUGAAAUAUGUUUAAAUUUUAUUUUUGAGCUUUUUUUUAAAAUAUUUUUUCAAAAAACCUUCUGAGCUUCAAAACUCAAAAAAUUGCUAAAAACCCAAUUUUUUUCCAGAUCCCCAACUUUCGUUGUCCCAAUCAGUAUCUGCGAAACGCCAGUCUGGCGCAAGAUCUACGCCCAAGCGAUGCCGAGCUUUAUUCGACGAUUUCUGUGCCGAAAUCGCUCCUGGAGUACUGUAACCGUACCGAAACUCACUACCGACCAGCAAACUAA